Molecule: messenger RNA, 1998 nt
Organism: Fusarium keratoplasticum
Lineage: Eukaryota; Fungi; Ascomycota; Sordariomycetes; Hypocreales; Nectriaceae
Exons: 3
Coding region: 1-1998 (665 amino acids)
Biological process (GO): sodium ion transmembrane transport
Cellular component (GO): membrane
Source: RefSeq, a predicted model, not a curated record
AUGGGUGUCUCAUUCAAAAACGUCGUCAAUUUUUUCGCGCCCGAGGCCGAUAAGGAGGAAGAUGGGCGCGACAAGUGGCCAUCGCGGACCGCCUUUGUCCUGGCUGCCAUGGGCGGUGCCGUCGGUCUUGGAAACCUCCUGCGAUACCCAUCUGUCGUCUUUGCCAACAAUGGCCUCCAGUGGUUCAUCCCAUACUUUAUCGCCCUCCUCUUCCUGGGCAUCCCUACCCUGAUUCUUGAAAUCUCCAUCGGACAGGCCUACCGAGGCAGUGUCGUCGUUGCCUUCAACGGCAUUAACAAGCAUACCAAGGGCCUUGGCCUUGCCGUCAUCAUGACGGGUUUCAUCGUCGCCACCUACUACGUCCCCAUCUUGUCUUGGGUCCUGCAUUACUUCCGGGCCUCGUUCCAAAGCCCCCUGCCGUGGAAGGGCCGUGGCAUGGAGUUUUACAUGCAGGAUGUCAUUGCCAACAAGGACCCCAUUACCCCUGAUUCGGGAUAUGUCGAGUAUCCCGGCAUGGGCAUGGUUGGCGAGUCUGUCGGCUGGUGCGCCUUCAUGUGGUUCCUUGUCUGGCUCUGCAUGUUCAAGGGCGUUGGCACGACGGGCAGGGCUGUCUAUGUCACCAUGGGCCUCCCAGUCAUCAUGCUCAUCAUCAUCCUUGGACGAUCUGUGUCCCUCCCCAACGCCCGCGACGGCAUCAAGUACUAUUUUGCUGAGUGGAACGGCUGGCGGCUCGGAAAUGGCGACAUCUGGCAGGCAGCUUGCGGCCAGAUCUUCUUUUCCAUCGGUGUCGGCUUUGGAUAUUUCACGUCUUACGCCUCGUACAACACCAAGUUCGCCAAUGCCGUCCAGGACGCCCUCAUCAUUGGAUGCUGCAACUCCCUGUACGAGAUCACCGCCGGCUUCGCAGUCUUUGGUGUCAUUGGCUUUUUGGGAUACUCCCCCGACGACCCCAAUAUCUCCCUCACCACCUUCACCGUCGGCUUCCUGACUUAUCCCCUCGGUCUUGCUGAGAUGCCUGGAUCAAAUGUCUGGGCCGUCCUCUUCUUCCUCACCUUGGCCAUGCUGGGUCUCAGCUCUGCAUUCGCUCUGCUCGAGUCGUUUGUGACGCUCAUUUGUGACUCGGGCUUGGGUCGAAGGUACUCUCGCACACUCAUCUGCACGGUCAUCGUCGUUAUCGCGUUCCUCCUCUCGCUCAUCUACUGCACCCAGUUUGGAUUCUACCUUUUGGAUGCCGUCGACACUUGGACCAACAACCUGUGCCUCAUCUUUGUCGUCUGGUGCGAGGCCGUGUGCGCCACGACGCUCUACCGCUUCACGGAUGUGAUUGGCCAGGUCGGCGUGGUUGGAUACUCGGUGUACAGUGCUGGCUACAUCCUGUCCAUGGUCCUUGGAGUUGCUGUCGGCCAAGCUGCAGGACCUGAAGCCGGCGCAGGCACGGGCUUUGGUAUCUUUGUUGUGACCAACAUCGUCGCUGUUUUCAUGUCCAAGGCGCCUGACGCUGGAGCUCCGAGGUUCUGGGGUAAGAACCCCUUGCUGAGCAAGUUCUGGUGGCUGUCAUUCUACUCGGGCAACCAACUCCGCCACGACCUCAACGUUGUCGUCGCCACGGGUAAGAACUGGAGCAUUCCAUGGUUCUGGCCCACUAUCCUUCGCUACAUCUCGGCUCCCAUCCUGUCCAUCAUCGUCUCGUUUGCGUAUCCAGCCUUUUACAAGAAGCGCAACGACCCCCUGCACAUCUUUGCCUUUGGCGCUAUUCAUGGAGUCAUGCUCAUCAUUGCCUGCGGCUUCAUCCUGCCCCGCUGGUUUGACGUCUUUGUGCCCCCUGAGAAGCUCCACCUCAGCAAGACCUUCUACGCACCUCACGUGGCUGUCGCUCCUCUGGAGAUGAGACAGAGCGAGGUCAUGGAGGAGGAGCACCACGAAGGCGUUGAGAGCCGGGACUCGGGCGAGAAGGGCAAGGGGGGUCUGCGCCGAGAUGCUGAUAUUCCGGAGCGUUGA